Closterium sp. Yama58-4 is the source of this 1200-nucleotide messenger RNA. The record is from the annotation of a GenBank genome assembly. NCBI's taxonomy places the organism in Eukaryota, Viridiplantae, Streptophyta, Zygnematophyceae, Desmidiales, Closteriaceae.
AUGAGAGGGGCCGGGCUUGCAGUGAGAGGGAUGGGCCUUCGUGGUAGGUGGUCGGGGAGAUGGAACGCCCGUGCUAUCAUUGCAGGGCGGGCUGAGGCUGGAAUGCGGUAUGGGGAUCGGGAGGAGGAGGGUGUAAGGGAUAGAGAGGAGGAGGAGGAGGGAGAAGGGAGUAGGGAGGAUGAAGGGGAUAGGGAGGAGGGAGAAGGGAGUAGGGAGGAUGAAGGGGAUAGGGAGGAGGGAGAAGGGAGGAGCGAGGAGGAGGUGGAAGGAAGGGAGGAGGAUGGGGAAAGAGGGGGGGAGGAGGAGGAGGCAGAGGAGACAGUGGUAUUGCUUGAUGAAGGGGAAGAUGAGGAGGAGGAAGAGGAGAGUGAGAGGGAUGAAGAUGGAAGGGUGAAGAGAAAGAGCGUGCGAGGUGGGGCGGUGCUGGGAAGAGGAAGAGGGGUUGAGGGAGGUAAGAGGAGAGGAGGAGGGAAGGUGGGUGGGAGAGUAGGAGGGCGUGUGGGUGGGAAGCGAGGAGGAGGGAAGGUCGAGAGGGAGGCAAAGAGGAGAAGGGUGGAAGAGGAGGAAGGGGAAGAGGAUGAGGAAAAUGGGGUCAAGGAGAGGAGGAAAGGGGGCGGGCAGAGGAAGGAGAAGAAGCUGGGGAAGGAGAGGAAAGCGGGGAAGGAGAAAAAACAGAGAGCGAGUAGCAAAGCAGAAGCAGCAGCGGCAUUUGAAGAGGAAGCUUCUGCGGAAGCAGCGGCUGCCGUCCCAGUCGCAUCAUCUAACGCUGUUUCAGCUGAUGCUGAUGAUGACGAUGAUUUAGAGCUAAGGGAGUUGGGUAGAGGGGCAGUGGGGGUGGGUCCGGGGGAAGGGGGGGUAAGUAUACCCUGGGAGGGGCUUUCCUCGUGGGGAGAUAGGGGGAGGCAGUGGGGUGGAGAGGCAGCAGAGAGAGCAUCUGGGGGAUCUGGUGCUGCUGCUGCUGCUGCUGCUGUGGUGGUGCUAGUGGUGGUGCUAGUGGUGGUGGGUGGUGGUGGUGACGUGGUGAAUGCGGCAAGAGGGGCAGGGCGAAGAAAGUCCAAACCAAGUUCAUCAAAUACUGUAGCUGCUGCUCCCACUGGUGCUGGUGGUGGUGGUGGUGGGAAAGAGGGGGCUCAAGAGGCGACAAGGCCCACUCGGCACAGCAAGAGACUGGGUGUUCGACAGGUGUGUGUGCGUGUGUGA